AGACGAGUUCCCUUCUCAUGUACCGAGACGCAGGCGCCAAAACAAAAAAACAUCGCCGAUCAGAAGAGACGCAGAGAUGGAAAGUUUGUCGUCACUGCCAUGAAAAACAAGAUUCUACUUUUUUCUCCAUCCAUUCUAACUACAAAAUGUCAAAUAAUGAAACAGAAACCACCCCAUCCCGAAUCGUUGGCUUCUACGCCGACUGGGAACGCACCGAUAUCACGUCUCAUCAGGUUGCCAAGUUAACUCAUGCAGUCUUUGCGUACGUUCAGAUGAAGUUUGAUGGUUCCUUGGGAUUCAAGAAUGACGCGGCGAGAAUUCGAUUUUCGAAUUUGCGGGAUAAAGUGAGAAGAAAUGAGGAUUCUAAUGUGAAAAUGAUGAUUUCAAUUGGUGGAUUUGAGAAUUCACAGCACUUUUAUCCAGUUUUGUCAAAUGUGGAGAUGAAAAAAGCCUUCCUCAACUCCAUCUCAAGCUUCCUCGCUUACCACGAGCUCCACGGAGUCGAUAUUUUCUGGAAGUGGCCUUCGCCAGAAGAUAAAGCCCAUUACUCCAGAUUUUUAGCGGAUCUCCGCCAGCAUUUAGGCUAUGAGUUUAUAAUAUCCGUGGCAGUACCCCAAGCAGAAGUAAGCAAUUUGGAGCUGGGCUACGAUUUGAGAACAAUUUCAAGCCACGUGGAUUUCUUCAAUGUGCAUUCCAUGGACUACUAUGGGCCGUGGCCGAAUGAAUGGGGGAAGCCAACCGGGCCGAUCUCUCCGCUGUACGGGCCUACACGUCAUAAUGUGGACUGGACUUUGAGAUACUAUGCCGAGAAGACAGGUGAGCCUGGAAAGUUAAACAUGGUGAUUCCAUUCUUUGUGCGGCUCUGGAAAAAUGUCCCGGAGCCCGUUGAGCCGGGACGGCAAGUGUUCCGAGACGUGGAGCUUGUGGAUAACAAGCCUCAGGGAGAAGCCUACAUGUCUAGAUGGUCAGCACAGCAUGAGGAGUUGGAUCUAAGCCCAGCUGAUUGGGAUGAAGAGACUAGAAGCUCCUAUACCUGGAACCCGGACACCAGGAACUUUGUAACAUUUGAGACCGACAAGAGCAUCCAGGAAAAGAUGAAAUAUGUGAAGGAGAAGAAUCUUGGAGGAGUAUGGAUCUGGCAUGUGGAUGCGAAUGAGAAGCUGCUGGAUUCGGUUCGGUUUGAUGGAGAAGGAGUGGUGGAUGAUCAGGAGUACAGGGAAAUCGGAUUGGACAUUAGUUCUUUGUCAUGACUCUACUUAUGACAGUCUACAGCAGUCUAAAUAUGUACAGUAUAAACCAUAAUACAUUUAAUUGCUGAUUAAUAAAGGUUUUAUAUUAUAAAAUAUCUUUCGGGCAAAUAAAAGUAUACGCUUGAA
Caenorhabditis elegans is the source of this 1376-nucleotide messenger RNA. RefSeq names its product GH18 domain-containing protein (gene chil-24). The transcript is spliced from 3 exons. Lineage: Eukaryota; Metazoa; Nematoda; Chromadorea; Rhabditida; Rhabditidae. Gene Ontology annotation, molecular function: chitin binding. The record is from RefSeq and is marked reviewed. Bases 18 to 1250 code for a protein of 410 amino acids. Gene Ontology annotation, biological process: carbohydrate metabolic process.